AUGGCAGAUCCACAAAUGCCGCCCGCCCGCCGUUCCUCUGCGAAAAGUACUUUCAUUAGCACCCAACACGGCACAAUCGCGGUGUCCAACCCCUACGACUGGCUCGAAGACACAUCUAGCGCCGAAACUAUAUCCUUCGUCGAGGCCCAAAAUGCCGUGUUCGCGUCGUAUCUCAACGAUGAAAAGCUCGGGCCCGCGAAGCAGCGCUUGACGCUCAGUUUGAUGGACAUGUGGAAGCUCACCAUCUUUCCAGGUGUGCCGCAGAGUCUGGGAGAUGGGAAUGGGGACUACAUCGUCAGAGUGAUGGGCCGGGGACGGGAGUUUGGCGUCUCGUACCGGGUCGGCAAAGCGGCUCUCCUGGGCGUAUCUAGUGCUGCUGCUACUCAAUCCGAUCAAAAUGGAAUUGAAAGCCCAACAAUCUUCUACGAUGAAGCCACCUACUCCUCCGUUCUGACAGCCUCAUCGCUUAGCCCGAGCGGGAAUUUCUGGGCCUUCACGACCAGCGACUCCGGCUCGGACUGGGGUGUCAUCCGCGUCAAGGACACUCGCACUGGCGAGAUUUUGCGCGAUGAAGUCCGCGGCACCAAAUUCUCCAGCAAACCCUGCGCCACGAUCCCCUGGCUCGGAGACCGGGGCUUCUUUUACACUUCCUAUCCCGGCGGCGGGCCACAUGGGAAUAGCACAGCGGUCAGAACAGCGCCGCCUCAGGUCCGUUUCCAUGUCCUUGGGGCGGCGCAGGAGGUCGAUGAGGUCGUGUAUGAAGAUGCACAGCAUCCCGGGUAUUCAAUCAAGGCGAGUGUGUCGAUGGACGCGAGAACGGUGUUUCUCGAGGUGUACGAUCAAGGUAGGGGAUGCCAGGUCUGGGCUGCCAACGUCGAUGUGGACGGAGUGAAUGGCACUGUCGGUGCUGCUCCCAAUGAGAGCAAAAGGCUCAAUCUCAAAUUCGACGAACUCGUGUCGGAUAGCUUUGAUGCUGAGUUGGAAUACAUUGGCUCUUCUCCUGACAACUCGAGCACCCACUUCUUCUGGACCACAGACUCGAAUGGCAAAGUAGUCUCCUAUACCCCUCACAAUAAGGACAAGAACACGCCUCUCCGCGAUGUGGUCGGCUCUCGAGAGCGCGAGACUUUGAAGCUUGCACGCCUCUUGUCUGACGGCAACAUACUGGCCGUGCGCUCCGUCGACGUGCGGGAUCAGAUCCAGAUCUUCUCGUCGCGGACGGGUGAGCAUCUCACGACCGUGGCAGGCGAUGAUCUACCCAUGUGGACGAUCUUGGACGUGUCUUUUGAUCCCUCGACCGAGACUCUGUUCUUGCUUGAGUCGGCGUUCACGCAUCCGCCGCUGCUGUGGUAUACACAAGUUUCUCCAUCCAACGCAGCGGCUGCAGACGGUGGAGAAGGACGGGUAGCAAUGGCUGUCAGUGACUUCAAACUCAUAUCUCUCUUCCCAGAAGACGAAUCGUCCAAUCAAUCCUCAUCCGCAGCAGCAUCACCACCACAAUCCCUCUCAACGACCCAAAUCUUCUACCACUCGACCGACUCAACCCCGAUCCCCAUGUUCCUCACAUCUUUGUCUCCUACAACCUCCUCUCCCUCACCCGCAUCAUCUUCAGGGCCCAUCCUGCUCUACAUCUACGGCGCCAUGGGGCUAGCCGUAAUCCCCCACUUCCGGCCCGACUUCAUCACCUUCCUGCGCGUGUUCCGGGGCUCUACGCUCGCGGUGGCCAACGUCCGCGGCGGCGGCGAGUACGGCACGACGUGGCACCACGCAGCACAGAAAUUGAACCGGCAGCGUCUUUUCGACGAUGUUGUAUGCGCGGCUGAACACUUCCGCGGAACACCAACUUUGGACCAGGGACGGCGUCAAGGAGAAAAAUCAUCCUCAUGGGCGAAAGCAUGGGCGGCCUCAACGCAGCGAGCGUUAUGA
Molecule: messenger RNA, 1926 nt
Organism: Exophiala aquamarina CBS 119918
Lineage: Eukaryota; Fungi; Ascomycota; Eurotiomycetes; Chaetothyriales; Herpotrichiellaceae
Exons: 2
Coding region: 1-1926 (641 amino acids)
Biological process (GO): proteolysis
Cellular component (GO): cytosol
Molecular function (GO): serine-type endopeptidase activity; oligopeptidase activity
Source: RefSeq, a predicted model, not a curated record